Molecule: messenger RNA, 2934 nt
Organism: Schistosoma turkestanicum
Lineage: Eukaryota; Metazoa; Platyhelminthes; Trematoda; Strigeidida; Schistosomatidae
Source: the annotation of a GenBank genome assembly
AUUUUGAAUUAGCCUUUUGUUUCUGCGAAUGUGUAGGAGCACUCCUUGAUUUUAACCACAUAAUUUUUGUGCACAAACUUAAUCAAUAUUAAAAUCAAAGAAUAAUUUUUCAAUGAUGAAUCAUCUACAUAAUGGUUCUCCUGCGUUAGAUAUAAAAAGAAUUGAAGCUGCAAAAGCCAACCGUCAGUUACAGCUUGAAAACUGGAGGGAUUAUGAAAAACAAAUGCAGAUAUCCGAAAAACAUUCAAAGAAAUUUCUUUCGCAUAAGGGGAAUCGUAUAUAUGUUAAAUUUACCGAUAACUGUGUGCUGCUGGACGCUACGCUUCGUGGAGAUUGUGAAGAGGUUGAAUAUUUACUUUCACAUGGAAUAAAUCCAAAUAUAUCUAAUGUUGAUGGACUGACAGCUUUACAUCAGGCAUGUAUAGAUAAUGACAGUGUUUUAUGCAAUCUUUUACUUGACUAUGGUGCAAACGUGAACGCACGUGAUGCAGAUUUGUGGACACCUUUGCAUGCAGCUUCUACAUGUGGUUAUCUACAAAUUUGUCAGUUGUUAAUUAAACGUGGUGCGGAUUUGAAGGCUUGCAAUGCCGAUGGAUUAAUUCCUUAUGAUAUAUGUGAUGAUGAGAAAACAUCGGAUUUCCUCCAAAGUCAAAUGCAUAAAUUCGGUAUAUCGCCUGAAGAUAUUGAAGAAGCUCGUUCUGCUCCAGAAAUGAAAAUGCUCUCAGAUCUUAAAACGGCACAAUUAAAAAGAUAUAAUUUAAAUAUACUGGACGCACAAGGUGCUGCUCCGAUUCAUGUUGCUGCAGCCUGUGGAUAUUGUGAGGUUGGCUUGUUUUUACUACAGUCUGGUGUAGAUCCUAAUAGUUUAGAUGCAGACGGAUGGACGCCGUCACAUGUUGCUGCUUGCUGGGGUGAACUGGAAAUGAUCAGGUUAUUUGUAUCACAUGGAGGUGACCUUACAAUACCAACACCCGAUGGUAGAACAGCAUUCACAAUAUGUGAUAAUGAUGAAACUCAUGAUGAAGUUUGUGCAAUUUGGAAUAUGAGAGAAAAACUUAGAUCAACUGCCAAAUUAAUGGAUUCGAAUUGUUCGAUGAAACCUUUUCGACGCAGAAGAAGUGGAUCUUUGAUUCAUCGGAGCUCACUUAGAGAUAAAUCAAAUCUAUCAAGACGUGAAGCGAAAGAGGAAGCUCAGUAUGCUCAUUCCUCUUCAAUCUCUUUAACUGAUGUACCAUCUGGUGACGAAAAAGAUGACCGAACCCGGUAUGAAUAUCACAACAAUAUUACUGGUGAUAAACACACUUUGCAAACUUCUGCCAUGUCCAAAGGCAGUAGCCUAUCAGGUUCACCAAAAUCUAGAAAACAUAAUUCAUUGACAUUUAGCCAACUUAAUGGCAGAAAGCGUGAUUCUCGCUUGCCUAGUUUAUUGAACUCAGAUGAUUAUAAUAAUACUAUGUUUCAAUCCCUUCCAAGUGAAUCCAAAGUUCAAAAUAAAUUCCCCAAUCAACGAGAGAUUACAAUUUUAUCGAUUGCUGACACUGACUUAAAUAGUAAAUAUACCAAUGGUCAGAUAACAGUAAUGGAUAAACGUGGUCAUGCUGAAUCAAUUUGUUCUUCGAAUGAAUCUAACUCAGUGGCUCAGUCAAACAGUUUUAAAUAUCUCACGGAUAGAGAAGUGAAUUUAAAUAAUAUAAAUGAUCAAUAUCAAAACGCUUCCUCAAGUGACUUGUCAUUACCACAAUAUAUUGAUCAAGAAAGACUAACUGAAUACUCACAGCAUUCCUUAAUUCGCCAAGAAUGUUGUCGAAGAUGUACAAUACUAUAGUUUAACAGUUUCCUACUUUUUUUCUGAUACAAAACAAUUGUAAAUGAUGAUUUAUGUUGCCUUCUGUUUUCGAUAAUGUUUGUCUUGCCUAUGUCUCCAUAAGUUCUGGGACGAACUAACGUUUGUUACAUUUUUGAUUGUAAUCCAAACAAAUGCAAAUGAAAGUAGAAAGUCAGAUGAAAAUCCCCUCCAAUUUUUUUAUUACUCCAAUAGUUUUUUACUUAAAUAAUUCCCUAUCUAACAGAUCAUAAUAUAUAAUCCUUCAUGCUUUCGAUUGCAUUCACUAAAUUAACCUAUGCUUCAGGUUUUUCCUAAUCACAUUACCAAGUUGCCAAUACGAAUGUUUACAACACUUAAUCAUUAAAAACAGACUUAAAAAAUCUCCUUCUUUCGCUACUUUAUCAUUACCUAACUUCGUGAUUGAAUUAAUCCUGUCGUAUCAGAUGGGAUUUCUAUUUUUAGGAUUCUACUUUUAAACUCUAAUCAUGAUCCCCAUUUUAUACUGAAUGGAAACAAUAGGGAAGAGAAAAAUAUGAAAAAUCAACUAUUUAUUAAAAACAUGAAACAUAGAGAUCAGAGUUUGAAGAGCUCUGAAGUUGUCAAACUUGCUUUAUUUCUUUUCAUAAUCGAAUAAUAAGAUAAAACGUAUGGACUAUUGAAGCCCAUACAAAUUUUUUUGAAUACAAAAUAAAAUAUUUGUUUUCCAUGUCUACAAUUUUCCUUGAGCUCCAAAUUGUUGUCACCAUUAUUGUCAGUUGCGGAAGUAUCAUUGUAAACAUGGUGUAAUUUUCCAUCUUUUUACUGAUAAUAUAUAUGGCAUUACUGUUAACUGUCAUGUGCUUUGUAUUUCUUUUUUGGUCAUAUAUAUAUAUAUUCACGGGACACAUUCCUACCCAUCUACCUACCUAAAUUUCAUCUAAUGUGAACAGGUCAACGUGAAAUGUAUCAAUUCAUAUGUAUAGCAAAAUAUCGUUUAUAAAAUUCAACUUUCAUUUAAAUUAUCCUUAUUCUUAUUAUUUUCGAUAAUGUUUUUGGUGAUCGCUGUUAAAUAUAUAUUCUGAAUGGGGUGACGGUAAAUGCUGAAAUAUAAUUUGUGAUACUUAGCCGUA